CCUGCUGCCGCUCCAGCGCCGCGUCCGCGCCCGCCUCGCCCCGCUGCGCACAGGUAACCGCGGAGAAGAAGGCGCCGAGCAGCCCAGCGUACCCCGGCGCGAUGCUGCUGGCUGCCCUUGCCUGCUGCGGCCGCGGGCGCUGCCGCUGACAGCCGAGCCUGGGCCGCUGCCGCCGGGACGCGACUUCCCCUUCUUUUUGUUUAUGCCGCCGUUCUUGAGAAUACCGCUAUCCUUCUGCCAGGGACUGGCGGCAGGUCCUGCCUGACUGUUGGAUUGCUACCCGUCCAUCUUCAUUGCCUGUCUGAAAGUAUAUUUAAUAAACGGCAAAAGUCGAGCCACAAAUCCAGUGCACAUCACGUUCCCUUUUCCUGGGGAGUCCGGUUUAUUUCAGCAGUUAAAAAAGUUUAUUCCCCUCCCACCUCCAGUUUUAUUGACACUGAGCAUGAAGAAGAUUUACAAAUGAAAGCGCCUUGAAAUACAACAUCUUUUGGAAAGAGCUCUGCAGUUCGCCUGUUGAGUCUCGAAUUCCACCCUUUGCCCCUGCUGAAUCCACUGGUCUGCCCUUUACUCUCUGGGGUAAAAAACCAAACAACAACAACAAAAACCCGAAGGGGAAAAAAAAUACCUUUGGCAGCAGGGAAGCUUUGUGUGCCUGACCCAUCGAGCUCCAAGUGCCCAGUUUCAGAAAAGAAGAAAACCCUUUUGUCUUCAGCAGAUCAGUAGAAUUAUUUUGGAAGCGAGGAGAGUGUCAAGUGAUCUGGCCUACUGAAGAGGAGACCGAAGCCAUCUCUGAGUGGAGAUUUUGGACUUGCAUGAGGAAGGCUGUGUGUCCCCCCAUGUGGCAGAACUGCUGCUCUUUACCAAGGAAGUCAAAGUGAAGGAAAUAGGUCAAGGGCAGCUUUUACAUUCCACCCAAAAGGCACCACAGUUUGAGAUGAGGAAUUCAGAAGAGCAAGCAGCUACGACAGUUUUACAACGCCUGCUGCAGGAGCAGCUCAGAUACGGAAACCCAAAUGACAACCGUAACCUUCUUGCCUUACACCAGCAAGCCACAGGAAAUGCCCCCCCUUUCAACAGCACUGGGAGUCCAGCAUCUCAGAACGAAGGGCUGAGCUCCCAGGACCACCAGCUUGUGACUCAUGCUGCCCGUCAGGAGCCCCAGGGCCAGGAGAUACAGGUGGACAACAGCAUCAUGGAGAAGCAGCUCUCCCCACGACUUCAGAACAGUGAGGAUCUCCCGACCUAUGAGGAAGCCAAAGUGCAGUCACAGUAUUUCAGGGGCCAGCCACAUGCUAGUGUCGGGGCAGCGUUCUAUGUAACAGGGGUCACCAACCAAAAGAUGAGGACUGAAGGGCGGCCCACGGUUCAGCGGGUGAGCCCAGGGAAGGUCCACCAGGAUGAAGGACUGAAGGACCUCAAGCAAGGGCACGUCCGCUCCUUGAGCGAGAGGCUGAUGCAACUGUCCUUGGCCACCAGUGGGGUCAAGGCCCACGCGCCUGUCACAAGCGCACCUCUCUCCCCCCUUUCCCCGCUUUCUCCUCAGCAGUCCAGCGACCCUUAUAAGAAUUCUGGCUCCAAUGAGUUCUACAAGAACUCGGUGCAGGCCCCUUCCCAGCCCAGCAUGAAAGGAAUGGAGCAGCGGGGUCCUCCUCCAGAGUAUCCAUACAAAAAUAUGUCCACCCCAUCUAUGAACUGCAAACCUCAGGACUCGGGACAUUUCUAUAGUGAUCAUCGCAUGAACCAGCAGGGAAGAUCUGAUGGGCCAAUGAUGAGGUAUCAACAUCCCCCUGAGUAUGGGUCAGUCAGGCAGAACCCAGAUGUGCAGCUGCAGUUACAACAGAGACCACCUCACCACCACAGCCCAACUUCUUCCUUGACAUCCCUGGGAUCUUUGACUUUGCUUCAGUCUCCACCGCCAUCCAGGCUGUCCCCUUCCCAGCAUCAGCAACCUCUGACUCCAAGCCAGGGAGAUCCUGGAAUUCUGCCACGGACCCAGCAGCCAUUCUUAUCAAACCAAGUCCACCAGGGGGACUUGUACCGACUAUGCCAGCCCUUCCUAGGACCGCAGCAGCAGCAAGGGGAUUCCUAUUCAGUAAUGUCCCGGGCUCAGCAGAUCCCUUCCCCAUAUCAGCAGAUGCAAGUAGAUCCUUUUGCCAUAGUUUCGAGGGCCCAGCAGAUGGUGGAAAUCCUGUCAGAAGAGAACCGGUCUCUACGACAGGAGCUGGAUGGAUGUUAUGAGAAGGUAGCCCGGCUGCAGAAGCUGGAAACAGAAAUUCAGCAAGUUUCAGAGGCAUACAAAAACCUGGAGAAAUCAUCCUCUAAACGUGAUGCCCUGGAAAAGGCCAUGAGAAACAAACUGGAAGGAGAAAUUCGUAGGCUUCAUGAUUUCAACAGAGACCUGAGAGAGCGCAUGGAGACAGCCAACAAGCAGCUGGCAGAGAAGGAAUUUGAGGGGUCUGAAGACAAUCGGAAAACCAUCUCUCAACUCUUUGCACAAAACAAGGAAACACAGAGGGAAAAAGAGAAACUGGAAAUAGAACUGGCUGCUGCACGCUCCACCAACGAGGACCAACGCAGACACAUUGAGAUCCGAGACCAAGCCUUGAACAAUGCUCAGGCCAAGGUGGUGAAACUGGAGGAAGAGCUCAAAAAGAAGCAGGUCUAUGUUGAGAAGGUAGAGAAGAUGCAGCAGGCCUUGGUUCAGCUGCAGGCAGCGUGUGAGAAACGGGAACAGCUGGAACACAGGCUGCGGACCCGACUGGAGAGAGAACUGGAAUCUCUCCGGAUGCAGCAGCGUCAGGGUACAUCUCAGACUGCCAACGUCUCAGAGUACAAUGCCACGGCGCUUAUGGAGCUCCUGCGUGAGAAGGAGGAAAGGAUUCUUGCUCUGGAAGCUGACAUGACCAAGUGGGAACAGAAGUACCUGGAGGAGAGUGUGAUGAGACAGUUUGCUUUGGAUGCAGCUGCAACUGUGGCUGCGCAGAGGGACACGACAGUGAUCAGCCACUCACCUAACCCUAGCUAUGACACCUCGCUGGAAGCUCGCAUUCAGAAGGAGGAGGAAGAGAUCCUGCUUGCCAACAGGAGGUGUCUCGACAUGGAGGGAAGGAUUAAGACUCUGCAUGCUCAGAUCAUUGAGAAGGAUGCCAUGAUCAAAGUUCUGCAGCAGCGCUCCCGGAAGGAGCCAGGAAAGACAGAUCAGCUCUCCUCAAUGAGACCUGCCAAGUCACUGAUGUCCAUUUCGAAUGCUGGCUCUGGCUUGCUGUCCCACUCCUCAACACUGAGCAGCACUCCAAUCCUGGAGGAGAAGAGAGAGGACAAGAGCUGGAAAGGCAGCCUAGGUGUUCUGCUGGGAACAGAAUAUCGCUCCGAAUCCAUUCCCUCCACCCCCUCUCCCGUCCUUCCUUCCACACCAUUGCUGUCAGCCCACUCAAAAACAGGCAGCAGAGACUGCAGCACCCAGACUGACCGGGGCAACGAACAAAGCAAAGCUGCACCUUCCACUGCAGCCCCCACACCAGGACGACUCCCCAGUACCAACCUGGCCUACAGCGCAGAGAAAACAGAUGGGCCAAUCUUCCACUCCAGCACCCUUGAAAGAAAAGCCCCUGUUCAGAGCAUGGGGCAGGACCUCCCAGAUGGAGAGAUGGUAGAAUACCUCAUCUGAAAGGCUGUACCAGGGUCUGAACUGGGGUACAGUAGCAAGAUAUUCUUAAAAGACAUUUUUAUUGGGAAAAAAUGUAGUACCUGAGUAAUAAAAGAACACUCAGCUGUUUGCUCUUGUAUAUUAUGUCUCAAAAGUAUGGACAGGUUAAUUUAUAAUUUGUUCUAAAUUAUAAAAAACCCGUAACACUUGUUCUUUGGAAGUUUCCCUGUUAUUGUUUAAAUACUGUAUCGUGUAACAUCUGGAGAAAAAAAAAACAAGAACUUGGGAGCACUACAUCAGAUAUUUCAUUUCAGUGUUUGAAGUCUCUUAAACAGAAGUACCUCCUCUCACAGCUGUUGGUUAAAUAUCUGAAUUGAUCACAGCAAGGUGAGCAUGAUGCCCUUCUCAUGGGCAGAACCAGGGACUGGGUCAUGAGCAUCACUUUGUGGUUUUAGAAUACAGGUGUUCUGAGAAACUUACAAACAUGAGCUGUGAUCAAGGGAGAUUUCUCUUUACACUCAGUGUAAGAACUCAGAAUAGGUAUUUCACACCCAUAGGCUGGACAGUUUUGCAUUUUCUUUUUUUACUUCCCAAACUGUGCUAUUCCUUUACUAAAAGAAGACUCUGGUGAUUAAUGUUGCAUUUCACAGGUUUAGAUUCAUUGAAAGAUUUGCCACUUUUUUCUACUGAAGUACUUUUUCAGUAAUUUAUACAGUGGAUAGUAAAUAAGAUCUUGCAUUCAGGUUUUACAUACAUUAAAAAAGGAGAGUUUACAGGCUCAGUCCUGAUCUGUUGAAUCAGAUUUCUGCUAUUAUAAUUUCAUUGGCUUUAGUGGAACUACUCCAAAUUUACUGUAGUGCAAGUGGCAAGCCCUGUUGCUUUUCAGUGUUAGCAACUUAGUCUGCUGCAUCUGUGGAGAUCUUUCUCCGUAGCAGAUUUUUCUGUGUUUCAGACGUCCUUUUUAUGUCCCUCCUUCUUGAAGAGAGCAAAUUCUUUUUCACAUAGCAAAACUUCAGAGGGAGAGCUUUAGAGAGAAGCUCUGUGUAAAGUUUCAGAUGGCAAAUUUUCUCCUUCCAAAAUACUUUGUUUCUUCAUCUAACUGGAGAGAGCAGCUUAAGGAAAGUCCCAGUGGCGUUACAGAAGAAACUUACACAUUCAAGUCAUUGGGUUCACUUUCAGGUUAUUGAGAACUAGCACAGAUGCAGCGACGUUUUGGUUGCAGAUACUAUAAGGAGAUAUUAAGACCAAUAGAAGUAAAUGAGUAUUUUUUGUUACUGUCUUUGCAUUUUAUUAAAACACUUCAAUAUUAAUCUCUGUUAAAA
Pezoporus occidentalis (night parrot) is the source of this 4968-nucleotide messenger RNA. It is a transcript of the gene AMOT, whose product is annotated as angiomotin. Gene Ontology annotation, molecular function: signaling receptor activity. The record is from RefSeq and is a predicted model, not a curated record. The coding region runs from base 935 to 3667 and encodes 910 amino acids. Lineage: Eukaryota; Metazoa; Chordata; Aves; Psittaciformes; Psittacidae. Gene Ontology annotation, cellular component: plasma membrane; bicellular tight junction; lamellipodium. The transcript has 13 exons. Gene Ontology annotation, biological process: establishment of cell polarity involved in ameboidal cell migration; hippo signaling; regulation of cell migration.